Molecule: messenger RNA, 516 nt
Organism: Auanema sp. JU1783
Lineage: Eukaryota; Metazoa; Nematoda; Chromadorea; Rhabditida; Rhabditidae
Source: the annotation of a GenBank genome assembly
AUGCAUCUUCGAUUUCGAACAGGCAAAUACGCAUUCAUAGCAGAUGUGAAAAAAGCCUUCCUUCAAAUCAGACUGCUAGAAAGCGAGAGGGACGCAACGAGAUUCUUCUGGCUGAAAGACAUAUCCAAACCACUUACGCCAGACAACAUCACCACCUACCGAUUCACAAGAGUUCCAUUCGGAAUAAACGCAUCCCCCUUCCUACUAGGAGCAACCAUGCACUAUCACUUCGAACAACAGAGUACGAACAACGAACUAGCCUCUCUCCUCCAUCAGAAUCUUUACGUCGACAACGUCUUACUAUCCACUAACGAUGAACUCAAGCUGUUAGGCUGGCAAAUAGACUCCAAAAAGAUGUUCCAAGAGAUGAACAUGGAAUUGCGAGAAUUCACAUCCAACUCAGCUCGUUUCAAAGACUUACUAACUGACGAAGAACGCAAUACCUCACAUACCCCCAAGGUAUUAGGUAUUACAUGGGACACACGCACAGACCAUUGGGCUUAUAGAGUAAAAGCU